This is a messenger RNA of Lactuca saligna, 848 nucleotides long. The record is from the annotation of a GenBank genome assembly. NCBI's taxonomy places the organism in Eukaryota, Viridiplantae, Streptophyta, Magnoliopsida, Asterales, Asteraceae.
AUGAAUUCAACCGAUCAAAAUCAUGCUCCAACUGCAAGUAGUCAAGAUGUGGGAGGUUCGGGUUCUAAUCAACAAAAUACCGAUUCUGUGGAUCAACAAGAUGGGACAAAUAUUAAUGAUACAGUUUUUGAUGAAGAUGGAGAUGAAGUUGUUGGUUCGAAAAUGGCAACGCGUUCACUGGCAUGGCAACAUUUUAUAAAAUUUAAUUUGAAUGGUGAAGUUAAAGCAAGAUGUAAAUAUUGCUCUAAAGUGUUGGGUGCAGAUAGCAAGAAUGGCACAAAACAUUUACUUGCACAUCAUAAGCGUUGUAUACACAAACCUUUUACAGAUAUCCGUCAGUCUAUCUUGGUGCACGAAAAAAAGAAAGUAGAUGUUCCUGGUUCAUCUUCAUUUGGUUCUAGUAUCUCUUCUGGUCAUCGUGUUGGAUUCAAAAAGCUCUUAUCGGAUAUUGCUUCUAUUACUAGAGAUGAUGAUGAAUCAGGAGCUUUCAGCACAAGUGGAAGAUUAGUAUGUCCUCAUCGUAAUCGACUUCAUCCAAAGACAUUGGAGGCUUUAAUGUGUGCUCAAAGUUGGUUGUUGAAUGAAAUUCGAGCAACUUGUUCUGAAGAGACGGAGGCAUAUUGCCGUUCUGUUGAAUUUGAUUAUGAUGUGGAAGAGGAAAACACUAAAGAAAGCGGGACAACAAGUUUGGAUGAUUUUGUUUGAUUUUGAGUUUGUAACUUUGUUUUAAUGUUAAGUGGUAAUGUAUUAUUGUGAUGAAUUAGUUUUUAAUGUUGUGUACUUGGGUGUUUUGGUUGAUUGGUUGAUGUUACAAUAUUAGACUAUUAGUAAUUUCUAUUUGGUUAAAU